AUGAUCAACCCGAAGGUUUCCCGCUUUUGCUGGCAGAACCUGCAAGUGGAGCCAGCUCCAGACUUCCCAGACGCUGAGUUGCUCCGUGAUGAGAUUGUGCAGGAGACCAUCUACGAGCGCGUCUUCAGCGAUACGGUCACCCUUCGUCCACCUCGGCGGUACCAGGUCAGGAUCCUGAAGGAGUUGAUAGCAAGGAUUGAAGGCUCGAUCGAGGACUGGGACGAGCAUGGAAUCUCGAAUAACCUCACCUUUGCCCUCUCGAAUUUACUGUCGCAGCCACUACUAUCAGAGACGGAUGCUGCUCAACAAAGAGACUACGUCACCUAUCACCUCUCGCUCCUGCAUGGCCAGUCAACAGCAGUAGAGACACCUCGCAUCCACCUCUUGGAAUCUCGGUCCCUCAUCUCGGCUGCCGGAACGACGGGGUUGCGCACCUGGGAGGCGGCCUUGCACCUCGGGCAGUAUCUCUGCAUUGACCCGUCGCUCGUCAAGAACAAGCGGGUGCUCGAGUUGGGGGUUGGGACAGGUUACCUCUCGGUGCUUUGCGCCAAGUAUCUGGGCUCAGGCCAUGUCAUCGCAUCAGACGGAUCGGUUGAGGUAGUCAACCACUUGUCGGACAGUUUCUUCCUGAACGGCCUCCAGGGGUCGCCCAAGGUCUCGGCAAUGCAGCUGAACUGGGGCCAUGCGCUGGUUGGGACGCCGUUGGGGGAAAUGGAAGGAGGAGGGCUGGAUACCAUCUUGGGCGCAGAUAUCACCUACGAUGUGAGCGUGAUUCCGGCUCUGGUUGCGACGCUGGAAGAGCUGGCAAUACUGUUCCCGGGGCUCGCCGUUCUGAUUGCUGCGACAGAGCGGAACCUGGCAACUUUCGAGAGCUUUCUGGCCGUGUGCGCGAAAAGGGGCUUCGCGGUCAGCCAUGAGUCGUUUCCCGUGCCGCCAAGAAGCAAGCAAAACGGUCCAUUUUACAGCGAUGAGAGCCCGAUACACAUUUGCAAAUUGACCAUGUGA
This is a messenger RNA of Parathielavia appendiculata, 1005 nucleotides long. RefSeq lists its product as uncharacterized. The coding region runs from base 1 to 1005 and encodes 334 amino acids. Lineage: Eukaryota; Fungi; Ascomycota; Sordariomycetes; Sordariales; Chaetomiaceae. The transcript has 2 exons. The record is from RefSeq and is a predicted model, not a curated record.